This is a messenger RNA of Drosophila pseudoobscura, 1199 nucleotides long. It is a transcript of the gene Icmt, whose product is annotated as isoprenylcysteine carboxylmethyltransferase ste14. Bases 135 to 1040 code for a protein of 301 amino acids. Gene Ontology annotation, molecular function: protein C-terminal S-isoprenylcysteine carboxyl O-methyltransferase activity. The record is from RefSeq and is a predicted model, not a curated record. Lineage: Eukaryota; Metazoa; Arthropoda; Insecta; Diptera; Drosophilidae. The transcript has 3 exons. Gene Ontology annotation, biological process: C-terminal protein methylation. Gene Ontology annotation, cellular component: membrane; endoplasmic reticulum.
AGAUGACACCACUAUCGGUAUCUACAAUUGCCGGUUUAUUUACAUUCUGAUUGUAAAGCAUAUGUUCUGAAAAACAAAAUUUUCCAUGAUUUACAAUACAGCAAGUGCACAAAUAGUCUUCUAAUUUAGUUAUAAUGUGUGCAAACAGCCAACGCAACCCCGCUGCAGGAACAACUAGCGACUGCUGGCCGUGCUAUGAGGGUCGUCUAAGUUUGUAUUGUUUUGUGAUUACAGCGACCCUUGUUCUAAUCCCAUCAGUGCCACAGAUCUACUAUGGCAUUGUGCCGAACGUGUGGGGUGCCGUCCUUUGGGGACCGGUCCUUUAUUACGCACUGAUCAACAUGAUCAUUCGAUUUGUGCUCAGAAAUAGUGACUACCAGGUGGCGAUACGGGCGUCGUUUCUGGGGUUUGUCGAGGCCGUGAGCGUAUUAGUAAUUUGCUUUGCUCCUACGUCUUGGCAACAGUUUGGCGUCUACGGAUGCUUUAUGGCAUUCUUUCAUUAUUCAGAGUUCCUGGUCAUAGCCUACGCUAAUCCGCGCACGCUGACCCUAGACUCGUUUAUGCUUAAUCAUUCGGUACACUAUGGCCUGGCUGCGGCAGCCAGCUGGAUUGAGUUUUCCCUGGAAGUGUACUUCCUGCCCGAUUUUAAACGCUACGGCUACAUUUGGGUGCUAGGCAUGGCCCUGUGCACCUUUGGCGAGCUGAUCCGGAAGUCGGCCAUCAUCACAGCCGGACGAAGCUUUACGCACUUGGUGCAAAAUGAGAAACACUCAGACCACAAGCUCAUUACGCACGGCAUUUACGCAUACUGCCGGCAUCCUUCCUAUGUUGGCUGGUUCUGGUGGUCCAUCGGUACACAGCUCAUACUGAUCAAUCCCAUUUGCAUCUGCGUCUACACGUUUGUCAGCUGGCUCUUCUUCCACGAUCGCAUCUACGUCGAGGAGUACUCCCUGCUCAACUUCUUCCAGUCGGACUAUGUGCGCUAUCAGAAGCGAGUACCCACGGGCCUGCCCUUCAUAAAAGGCUAUCUGAUUGAGUAGCGCCGUUGUAGAGUAGAGGUCAGCCACACAAAUUCACAAAAAAUCACGAAACUACACAAAGUUAUAUUUUAGAUUAAAGUAAAGUAUCAUCUUUUGUACAGCCGAAAAAACCAGCACAUUUUCGAUAAUAAGUUUACUGAUAUUUUAACUAAUCCUAAA